This is a messenger RNA of Ophidiomyces ophidiicola, 2283 nucleotides long. RefSeq lists its product as uncharacterized. The transcript has 3 exons. Gene Ontology annotation, molecular function: cysteine-type carboxypeptidase activity; K48-linked deubiquitinase activity; cysteine-type deubiquitinase activity. Gene Ontology annotation, biological process: protein K48-linked deubiquitination. Bases 1 to 2283 code for a protein of 760 amino acids. Gene Ontology annotation, cellular component: cytosol; cell periphery. The record is from RefSeq and is a predicted model, not a curated record. Lineage: Eukaryota; Fungi; Ascomycota; Eurotiomycetes; Onygenales; Onygenaceae.
AUGGAUAUCAAGCAAUCUGGAGCGAGCGCGAACACCGCAGAGGCGCAUCCUUCCAAUUCGAACUUGGGACUACAAUCUCAACCUGUACCGGCCCCGGACGCGAGUGCCCCUGUCACUGGGGAUCGCCAGAGUGACAACCACGGUGUACUGCCCACCUUCCAAAACCUUCGAAUAUCCCAACGAGAAGCGGCCCGUAACUCAGAGUUACCAAGCCAACCUGGAAACACUGGACCACCCUGUGUUCCUCCUAAAAUUGAGGCGAGCGACAGCAAUCAACAGGGAAGUGUACCCUCUAGUCAGCAUGUUGGAAACACACAUCAGGGGGACGACCGAUUCGUCGGCUCGUUUCAUAGUAGUGCUUCCCCAAAUUCGCCUCAAAGAGUUGAGCUACAAUCAAACAAUCCUUUUCGAGCCAGGCUGGAGCGUAGUCUUUCUGAUGCAACAUCGAAUCCCGAUACAACGUUCUCUCCCCACCUAACUCCAUCCAAUACUGGUGGUUCAUCACUGCACCCUUCUUCCCACGGCAUUGAUACGCAAUCUGCUCCGUCAGCUUCACUUGACGAAGGAUUGGGUAAGGCCUCUGCCCAGUCUGUCCUAGUUUUGGGAGUAGAAGGUAGUGCCCAUCAUGUCCCUUUGCAAGAAUCGCUACCCGCUCCAUCUGGCAGUUUGGCCGGGGCCUCUGUUGGUGGGGCUGGCUGUGAACGUAACAAGUCUCUCGAAUACCCACAUGAAGCUCCAUCGGUGCACUCCACUCAAGUCAAGGAGGAACUGCCUACAAGUCAAAUACCCCCUGUUCAAGAGCCGCCUUCUGAGGUAUAUGGUGUCCGUAUCGUUAAUUGGACCGAUGGAAUCAACAAAGCGAUGCGUCAAUCACCAAUUCUCGUCCAAAAUGAGAACGGUCCUUGCCCACUUUUGGCUCUUGUUAAUAGUCUGGUGAUGCGGACACCGCUUGAUAACCAGUCUCCUCUUAUAAGAGCUCUAUCCUCCCGGGAGAGGAUAUCGUUGGGGCUGCUGAUACAAGCCCUUUUUGAUGAACUCACAACCUACGUUAACGAAGAACAUCAGCUGCCUGACAUCGAGGAUCUCAGCAAGUUCUUAACUAUGUUACAUACAGGAAUGAAUGUGAAUCCACGUUUAACUCCCGAUGUAAAUCCUAACCAGCCGGGGAAAUUUCAUAAAACGCGCGAUAUUACUUUAUAUAGUGCUUUUCAUCUUCCUUUGGUACAUGGAUGGCUUGCUUCGCCAUCCUCCAAGGCCCACGAAGCAAUGCUUCGAGCAGGGGAGUAUCAUGACGAUAUUCAACUGCUACACUUUCGGAAAGAGGAGCUAGAAGAACGAGUGAUGGCUGGUGGCACUCUUUCUCCUACAGAAGAGCAGCUGAUCGAGGAUAUUGAUCACAUCCAACGUUUCAACCUAGAGAAUCCUACGCAAUUAAGCUCAUUUGGCCUUGAACAAUUACGCCGCUGUAUUGAGCCCGGCUCGGUCUCUAUAUUAUUUCGAAAUGAGCACUUUUCUACUCUUUAUAAACAUCCACAGUCAAAUGAGCUAUUCAGCCUUGUAACUGAUGCUGGCUAUGCUAGACACGCCGAUGUUGUAUGGGAGAGCCUCGUCGAUUCCAAUGGCGGAGGAUCUGGGCUGUUUUCUGGAGAUUUCCGUUCCACCGGAAAUGCCCCAUCUUCUGGUCAAUUGCAACAACUCCAUCAAACUGGAGCUGAUGGAACUGCUAGAAACGACAACAAUUCUAGUCAACUUGCAGUGCAUAAUGAGCAAACGGAUGCCGAUUAUGCGUACGCUUUGGCUCUUCAAUUUCAAGAUGAAGAAGAACAGCGCGAGCGGGAACGUCGUUCAAGUCGUCCCCAGCCUCAGUCUCCAAGACAGCAGACAGGUGUUGUUCAUGCCCGAUCCGCCAGCAGCGCCACCCCUCAGGGCCAUCGACGCCCAUCAGCAACAGGACAUCGACAACCCCGACACUCACAGGUUGUUCGCCCAUUAGUGCCCCCUCCUGGCACUCCCAUUCAUCAAACCGUCUCUGCUGACGCUGACGCACCGCCUCCCACCUAUGAACAAGCCGCGCAGACGCCGCCGUAUAAUCCGCAAGCACAUCAUAUCCCACAAUUCGGCGUAGCGAAUAGCAUUGCUGGGCCUAGGACGUCGAGCUAUAGUCACGACGGUUCAUACCAAGUGCCGCCUCCCAGGCGGCGGUCUCAAGUUCCAAUCGUAGCAGGAACACAUCAUGAACGCUUUAGGGAGAAAGAUAGGAGCAAGGACUGUGUUGUGAUGUGA